GGGUAUUUAGGAUAGAUCUGAAUAUCUUCAAUAUUUUGCACCAUAGUGGGCUUCCCCACGAUACUAGGGAAAUACUCCUGGAACGAGUAAGCUACACGUUCAAACUUCGGAAAUAAGGAUUAGUGCCCCUAUUUAAGACAGUUAAAGCCACAUUCCCGUGAAGAAAGCCAUACUCUCAAUCCAUCUUUCGAAGAUAGUUUCCUGUCAAGACCCAACCGUGCGAGAUGGCAGACGCAAUACAUGUUCUCAAUGCGACAGCGACGAUUACUCACAACUACUAUCCACCAACUAUACAACUACCCCAUUAUGUAGCAAACGACGGUACAGUGCCCUCAUUAAUCGCUCGAUUCGGGGCUCUCUGGGCAACUCUUGUUGGAGGGGCCUUUGCUACGAUCUAUUAUGUGCGACCUAGAGCUAGCCGGUCAGAUCAGAUCGCGUUUAUCUGGAUGUGCUUCACGGGAUUUAUCCAUUUCUUCUUCGAGGCAUACUUUGUCGUUAACCACAAAACACUUGCUGGUUCUCGAGAACUAUUCGGGCAGCUAUGGAAAGAGUAUUCUCUCUCUGACUCCCGAUACUUGACAUCCGAUGCUUUCGUAGUCUGCAUGGAAGCCAUAACCGCAUUCUGCUGGGGCCCUCUUUCCUUUAUCAUCGCUUAUUGCAUCGCCACGCAGCAUCCCGCACGUCAUCCUCUCCAGCUUAUUGUCUCUCUAGGCCAGAUCUAUGGGGAUAUUCUUUACUAUGGAACGAGUCUGUUCGAUAUCUCGUACUGCCGGCCAGAGAAAUACUAUUUCUGGUUUUACUAUGUUUUCUUCAAUUUCAUCUGGGUGGUUGUUCCUUUCUAUUAUAUGAGACAGAGCUUUGUCGAAAUCGUGAGGGCUUUUAGGAAGAUCGGGGAACAGUCAUUUGUCCCAACGAAGAAGUCAUGAUUGAGGCUCAUUCCGUCGGUAGAGUUCAACGUUGACCCCAUCCGUCGAUGCUGGUGAAGGUGACGCCAAGAUCUUCUGCAACUGUAUCAUCGGACCAGUUAGGAGUAAUCAGCGGGUAGAAAUAAUUAGCUAAAGAUUGAGACUACAUCUUAAUGCAAUCAAUUUCGGUUCA
Molecule: messenger RNA, 1098 nt
Organism: Paecilomyces variotii
Lineage: Eukaryota; Fungi; Ascomycota; Eurotiomycetes; Eurotiales; Thermoascaceae
Product: Emopamil binding protein-domain-containing protein
Exons: 4
Coding region: 225-926 (233 amino acids)
Biological process (GO): sterol biosynthetic process
Cellular component (GO): membrane; endoplasmic reticulum
Molecular function (GO): steroid Delta-isomerase activity; cholestenol delta-isomerase activity; C-8 sterol isomerase activity
Source: RefSeq, a predicted model, not a curated record